This is a messenger RNA of Phaethon lepturus (White-tailed tropicbird), 1914 nucleotides long. It is a transcript of the gene CLGN, whose product is annotated as calmegin. Gene Ontology annotation, cellular component: endoplasmic reticulum; endoplasmic reticulum membrane. The coding region runs from base 1 to 1914 and encodes 637 amino acids. The transcript has 15 exons. Gene Ontology annotation, molecular function: calcium ion binding. The record is from RefSeq and is a predicted model, not a curated record. Gene Ontology annotation, biological process: protein folding. Lineage: Eukaryota; Metazoa; Chordata; Aves; Phaethontiformes; Phaethontidae.
AUGCAGUUCCAGUGGGACUGGCUGUGCUUGGGUGUCCUGAUAAUUAGCUCAGUGACUGCAGAAAUUGAAAAUGAAGAAACUCUGGAUGCAGAUGUUGAAAUGGAGGAUUUUGACAAGCAGUCUGAAGAAGCUGAUGGUGACACAGAGAAAUCUUCCUUGCAGGUUGUGUACCAGACUCCAAAGCCAACUGGGGAAGUGUAUUUUACAGAAACCUUUGAUGGAGUACUGGCUGGGUGGGUGUUGUCUAAAACCAAGAAAGAAGACACGGAUGAUAACAUUGCUAAAUAUGAUGGAAGAUGGGAGGUAGAAGAGCUGAAAGAAAACACAGUGCCUGGAGACAGAGGAUUAGUGUUAAAAUCUGUGGCAAAGCAUCAUGCAAUAUCAGCUAUGCUCACAAAGGCAUUUAUUUUCGAUAAUAAACCUUUGAUUGUUCAAUAUGAAGUGAAUUUUCAAGAAGGCAUUGACUGUGGUGGUGCAUAUAUUAAACUUCUCUCCAGUAAUGAUGACUUGAAUCUGGAAUACUUUUUUGACAAAACACCUUAUACUAUUAUGUUUGGACCAGAUAAAUGUGGAGAAGAUUACAAACUACACUUUAUCUUCAGACAUAAGAAUCCUAAAACCGGAGAAUAUGAUGAAAAACAUGCAAAACGUCCUGACGUAGACCUAAAAAAAUUCUAUUUGGACAAGAAGACGCAUCUAUAUACUCUUGUGCUAAAACCAGAUGAUACAUUUGAAAUGUUAAUCGACCAAUCGGUUGUCAAUAAAGGAAGUCUUCUUGAGGAUAUGGUUCCUCCAGUAAACCCUCCCAAGGAAACAGAGGAUCCUAGUGAUAAGAAACCUGAUGAUUGGGACGAGAGACCAAAAAUACCUGAUCCAAAUGCUGUCAAACCAGAUGACUGGGAUGAAGAUGAGCCUUCCAAAAUAGAAGAUCCUGAUGCUGUUAAGCCUGAGGGAUGGCUUGAUGAUGAACCGCAGUAUGUUCCAGACCCUAAUGCCGAAAAACCAAAGGACUGGGAUGAAGAAAUGGAUGGGGAGUGGGAAGCCCCUCAGAUCCCUAAUCCAAAGUGUGAGAGUGCACCUGGGUGUGGACAGUGGGUGCGUCCCAUGAAGAAUAACCCAAACUAUAAAGGAAAAUGGAAAGCACCUAUGAUAGAUAAUCCUAACUAUCAGGGAAUCUGGAGCCCUCGAAAAAUACCGAAUCCAGACUAUUUUGAGGAUCUUCACCCAUUCAAGAUGACCACUGUCAGUGCUAUUGGCUUAGAACUCUGGUCUAUGACGCCUGAUAUCUACUUUGAUAACUUCAUUAUAUGUUCAGAAAAAGAAGUAGCAGAUCGUUGGGCAGCAGAUGGCUGGGGCUUGAAGAAAUUAGUAGCCAGUGCUAAUGAGCCUGGUAUGUUUAGUCAACUGGUGACUGCUGCAGAAGACCACCCAUGGCUCUGGGUUCUUUACAUCCUGACAUUAGCUCUCCCUGUUGGUCUAGGUGUGUUGUUCUGCUGGCCAGCAAAGAAAGUAGAUGAAGGUAUUGACUUCAAAAAAAUGGAUAUAUCCAAGCCAAUUACAAAGGGAGAACUAAAACAAGAAAGAGAAGAGUUAGAAGAUGAUGAAAUAGAAUUAGAAGAAGAAAAAGAAAAUGAAGAUACUGCUGAAGAUGAGAGAAGAGAAAUGGAAGAGACAAAAAGAGAGCUUAUAAAGGACACAAAGAAGAUGGGAAGCGAGGCUCCUCCUUCAGAAGAUGAGGGUGGUGAAGGUAUUGAUGAAGAUGAAGAAAAUGAAGUUGCAGAUGGAAGUCAAGAAGAAGGUGAUAAGUCAAAUAAAUCUGGUUCAGAAGAUGAGAUGAAAGAAGCUGAUGAAGGCACAAGUUCUGGAGACGGUCCACUGAAAUCAGUGCGCAAAAGAAGAGUACGAAAGGACUGA